This is a messenger RNA of Actinia tenebrosa (Australian red waratah sea anemone), 2554 nucleotides long. RefSeq lists its product as uncharacterized. NCBI's taxonomy places the organism in Eukaryota, Metazoa, Cnidaria, Anthozoa, Actiniaria, Actiniidae. The record is from RefSeq and is a predicted model, not a curated record.
UGACGUCAUAGUAAAAUUCUCGUUGGGACGGACAUGCCKGAGGUGACGGUCCCGAGGGUGUCCGCUUUACACAUGCAAACAGCUACUCGUCAMCUUGAAUUUUGUCCUCAAAUAUCUUCAAAACUAAAACCCAAACAUAGAAAUGGAUGUACUUUCUGUUUCCAUAUAUGCUAAACAACCUAUUUGUGUCUAGAAAUACUGGAUUAAUUAACUCCGAGGGGGAGGUGGUAGCCCACCAAAGGUACAAUCAUGCACGUGAUACAUGAAUCGGCGCRGGGGGACAUGGUACGAGUAACAUCUGGCAGCCAUUUUGGUUUGUUUAAAAUCAUUCCUUUCACGUGCAUGUACACAGGMUAAAUUUUAUACUACAUUUUAUUCUUUUCGAAAUGGUGUCCUUAGCUCAGCCUUCAUUUAAUACCGUAGACCCAGAUGAGCUGUAUGUUUGUCCAUAUGACCCAAUUCAUCGAAUAUCGGCAAAAAGAUUGCCGUAUCAUUUGUCAAAGUGUAGAAAGAUUCACAAUGCAAAAGACUUUGUUACAUGCCCUUUCAAUGCACGCCAUGAAAUACCAAGACAAGAGCUUCACUUUCAYACGUUAACAUGCCCAGACAAGGGAGUCAUUCGACAGGAUAUAGACCCGACACCAGCAUAUGUUCCUAGAUCAUCAAACCGACCUUUAACYCCACCUCCAACACAAGGGAUUAUAGAAGCAUCUGAAGACUGGGAUAGUGAGCCUGUCAGCGAACAUUUUGUUCCCUCAAAGGCAAGUGGUUUUCAUAAUUCCGAACGGGUGGAUAGUUAUGCAGUUGUACAGAUGUUAAGUGAAGCACAAGAAGAGCUGCAUGGAUCAUUGAGUACUCCUGCUAAUGUUAACCUGGCUGACAUGACACCAGCACAGAGAAAGAAUUACAAGCGAGCUUUAAAACGACAACAAAAAAGAGCUGAAGGAAAUGAUGAGGAGGAGGGUCCCCAGAUGACAGAUCAAGAGAAGAUUGAUGCCAUCGUAAAGAAAUACCCAUUAAUGAGUGGCAAAGAAGAAGGAGGCUUUGUUGACUUUGUCAGCAGACUCAACAUCCACUGCCAACAAAACAAAAUCAACCCUCCUACAUACAAAGAAGCACCAGGUGUGAGUGGUGGGUUUGGUUACAAGGUUAUCAUUCAAACAGAUGUCUUUUCUACCAAUAAAUACUGCAAAACCAAGAAAGAUGCAAAACAAAAUGCAGCCAUGGUAGCAUUCCUGGGAUUAGACAUUAAGUUUGGUGCAGCGCCCAACCCAAAUAGGGCUAAUGCCAAGCUUACAGCUAAAGAGAAGCAACGAAUGAGAGAGACACAUGAAAAGCUAAUGUUAAGAGAGGCUGGUUACCAACAAGCUGGCCCUGUACGACAACAKCCUCCUGUGAUGCAACAGUCUCACCAAGAACUCAACCAAGCUAUGGCAGAGGUGUCUAUACAAGAGAAUGAAGAUGAUGGCUGGACAACUGUACCCUCAAAAACAGGACAUCCACCUAAAAAUCCAGUCUUUGAUUAUUCACUGAAAGUUGCUGGACGUGGAAGGGGUAUUGCUCGACGAUAAUACUGGAAGGAGUUGUAUAUGACAUGUAGGACAUGUAUAUGAGUUGUCGUAUACGACAUGUAUCACUGCCUGUUAGAACAUGAUGACAGCCCCAACCUUAUGUCCUUAAUUCAGUAACGUUGUCCUUAUACACCUAUUUCGAAAAUCAUUGUCACACCAAGUAACAAGCCAAGGCUCCAGAAAACGUUGGUACUUUUAAUUAUAAUUGAUUUAUUCAUGGUUCAUGGAAGUGGCUAUAGCUCUCCUSUAAUUAUCAUCUCAGGCAGCCUUGCUUGGAGCAAUUUGUGAAGUYGAUAAAUGUAAAUGCACUAUGAAUAAACUAAUUACAGCUAAAAGUACCGGUGUUCUCUGCAGUCUUGGCUAGUUGCUUGAGGCUUUUGGUGUGACAACGAAAUAGUUGUUCCUGAAAUAGUUGUUCAACGUUGUCCUAAACAUUAGGCUCUUUCUGAAUCAGCAUACUAGGUCAUUAUAUUCUUAUGAAGCAAUUGCUCAUAAAAAGUAUUCCAUGAUAUUAUUGUAUUUUUACUAACCUAUUUGUGCUGAUAAGGAUAGCCUGACAAGCAUAUAAACUAAAGCUCACCACUUGCUUACAUGAUAGUGCUGAGACUAGAUAAUAUAUAUGUUCAAGUUUUAAAAUUAAGUAUUACAUUUAAUUAAUUUACAGCUAUUUUCAUGAUUCUGUUGAUCAAAAAAUAUGAACACUAACUAUUGGAAAUUUAAUUAAUGAAAGCCAAAAACCUAGACUUCUGGAAUUAUACCUAGUUGUUUGGUUUGCAUUGUGUACUUAAUAUGAAAAUGGACUAGUAUGAAUUUAUUAUAUUCAGUGUUGAUUGCUUAGGAAAGGAUCAACGAUAGUCCAGAUCGACAAUGAUAAAGUCAACAUAAAUUUGUUAUUUUUACAUGAUUGUAACUUUAAAUAUUAAUAAUAAUUAUUAUAAAUAUAUGAAUACUGUUUCAGGGAUUAAACUCUUUCUUAUACUUUA